This is a messenger RNA of Leptosia nina, 702 nucleotides long. NCBI's taxonomy places the organism in Eukaryota, Metazoa, Arthropoda, Insecta, Lepidoptera, Pieridae. The record is from the annotation of a GenBank genome assembly.
AUGUCAUCAGACUCUGAAGAAGAAGCUUUAACAAGCAAAGAUUAUAUGGAAAUAGCUAACGAAAUUGAGGAAUAUAAAAAAAAUCCAAAAACAUCUGGAAUGUUUGUGUCUGGUUGGGAUGAUGAUGAUGUUGGAGUAGAUGUUGUAAAAAAUCCAAAAGAAAAUCCAAUUGACCAUGUCUUAUGGGCUGCUGAAAAUGGAGAAUUAGAAACCAUCACCAAUCUCUUAUCUUCCCAUCCUGGCCUUGUACACGCUAAGGAUUCUGAUGGGUAUACACCUUUGCAUCGAGCAUCAUACAGUAACCAUGUUAAUAUCAUUUCAUAUCUGCUAAGUGUAGGAGCAAAUGUACACUCUAAGACAGAACUUGGAUGGACUCCAUUACAUUCAGCUUGCAAAUGGAAUAAUUAUGCUGCAGCUGCUAGACUUCUUGCGGGAGGAGCUGAUACUGCGGCUUUAUCUAAUGGAGAAUUGUUACCACUUCAUUUAACAUCAUCAAUUGGCCAGUGUAAGGCUACCCUGCUAAUUUUACUAUUGAGAGAAGAAAUGGUUGACCUGGCUCAAAAGCCUAACAACUCAAAAGAGACACCUGAAAUGUUGGCCGCUGGACAUGGGAUAUAUGCACCUUUAUUUGAAAUGGUUCUUCCAGAAGCUUCAAAAAUUCAUUCCUUAUCUUUCACCUGCAAUCCAUACACCAGAAGUUGA